AUGGCUAGCAAGUUACCCACCCGCCGUCUCGGCCGCGACGGCCCCGAGAUCCCGGUUCUCGGUCUCGGACUUAUGGGUUUAAGCUCGUUCUACGGAACUCCUCCCCCUGAUGAAGAGCGUCUAAAAUUCCUCGAUAGAGCAUACGAACUGGGUUGCACGCAUUGGGAUUCUGCGGCGCUCUACGGAGAUAGCGAAGAGCUGUUGGGCAAAUGGUUUCAGCGAACGGGAAAGCGCAAUGAGAUCUUCCUCGCCACCAAGUUUGGCAAUCACGUUACACCAGAAGGUGGUCGGGAGAUCCGGAAUGAACCUGAGUACAUCCGGCAAUCAGUUCUUACGAGUCUUGAACGGGUAAAGACGGAUUACAUUGACCUUCUUUAUUGCCAUCGCUUCAGUGGCAAGACUCCAGUGGAGGACAUCGUCGCGACGAUGAAAGAAUUUAUUGACUCAGGAAAAGUGCGAUAUCUGGGUCUCAGCGAAUGCGGCGUGGAUACGCUACAACGGGCAAGCAAGAUCCAUCAGAUAUCAGCUUAUCAGAUCGAGUACAGUCCAUUCUCCAUGGAAAUUGAGAAAGAAGAAGUGGGCUUGUUGAAGACGUGCCGCGAGCUUGGAAUAGCCACGAUUGCGUAUUCUCCGUUGGGCCGCGGGAUGCUGACCGGGCAAUACAAGUCGAUCGACGACUUCGAUGAAAACGACUUCAGGCGCUCCAUCCCAAGAUUCUCUGCCGAGAACUUCGAUAAGAACAUCCAGUUGGUCAACACCCUCAAGUCUAUGGCGGACAAGAAGGGGUGUACUCCCGGUCAGCUGACCUUGGCAUGGAUGAUGGACCAGGGCGAUGAUAUCUUCCCUAUUCCCGGAACGAAAAAGAUUCCAUACCUAGAGGAGAAUGUUGGUGCCUGCCAAGUCUCUUUUACACCGGCUGAGAAUGCCCAGAUCAGGCAGGCAAUUGAGAAUGCCGAGGUACAUGGCACUCGCGUGGCAGAGUCAUUGAUGGGUGCGCUCGUAAUGGAUACACCGCAACCUCAGUAGUAAUUUCAAAGCAAUUUUAUGCAACC
This is a messenger RNA of Paraphaeosphaeria sporulosa, 1052 nucleotides long. Its product is annotated as aldo/keto reductase. Gene Ontology annotation, cellular component: cytoplasm. NCBI's taxonomy places the organism in Eukaryota, Fungi, Ascomycota, Dothideomycetes, Pleosporales, Didymosphaeriaceae. The record is from RefSeq and is a predicted model, not a curated record. The transcript has 5 exons. Bases 1 to 1026 code for a protein of 341 amino acids.